ACGAUCAAUCUUGAAAGAGUAACAGCAGUGCUCCCUUUGCUUGUGACACACUACUAGCUUAGCUAUUAGCACGUACUCAGGUACUCUACAAAUGAAUGAUGAAAGGGAGAGUACAUAUAUACAGGAGCAAGAGAGCCACAACCUGUCUACCAUUAGUAAUUAGUAAUUAACCCCCAUGACUGACAGCCAACAGGAACUGAUCUUUUCAAUCUUGUUAAGUUAAUUGAUUUGCCGCCUCCGAUCGAAUCCAUUAAGAAAUUAAUGGAAAGACAAUAUACAUCCACAGUAGGAGCAAGAUCAACCACUCUCCUCUACAUCUCCAAUCUCCAUACGCCAGCAUCUUAAUUACUCUACAAUAAUCAAUCAAUAUCAACGCAUGCAUACCGCAUACGUGAUCUCAGAAGAAAGAUAUCGAUGGAGGAGGAGGAUUAUGUGUUCAAGGUGGUGGUGAUCGGGGACUCGGCGGUGGGGAAGACGCAGCUGCUGGGGCGGUUCACAAAGGACGAGUUCUUCAUCGACUCCAAGUCGACCAUCGGCAUCGAGUUCCAGACGCGGACGGUGGAGAUCGGCGGGAAGCGGGUGAAGGCCCAGAUCUGGGACACCGCGGGGCAGGAGAGGUACCGCGCCGUCACCAGCGCCUACUACCGCGGCGCCCUCGGCGCCAUGCUCGUCUACGACGUCACCAGCCGCCGGAGCUUCCACCACGCCGCCCGCUGGCUCCACGACCUCCGCGCCCACGCCGACAACUCCAUCGUCGUCAUGCUCAUCGGCAACAAGGCCGACCUCUCCCACGCCCGCGCCGUCGCCGCCGACGAGGCCGCCGCCUUCGCCGAGGACCAGGGCCUCUUCUUCUCCGAGGCGUCGGCGCUCAGCGGGGACAACGUCGAGGAGGCCUUCCUCGGCCUCCUCCGGGAGAUCCAUGCCAUCGUCUCGCGGAGGUCGCUGCUGGAGAUGGACGGCAUCAACGGCGACGCCGCCGCCAACGCCAACGCCGCGCUCAUGCUCAGGGGCACCAAGCUCUCGCUCUCCGACGAGCUCUCCAUCAUGGAGACCAGCGCCAUCAAGAGAGUGAGCAGGUGCUCAUGCUCUUAAUUACUUACUUUAGACGUCAUCGGCUCAUCGCCAUCGAGAGAGUACUCAUGCUCUUGACAUCAUCAUCAUCAUCGCAAGUUCAUAAUAUACAUGGAUGACAGAUCUUACUGCAGAAGCUGAGACAUCUUGGUUUCCAAGACACAUAAUUGAAGGGAAAAGUAUAUAUUAAUUCAGCUCUUGGGUGACAAGCAAGCGUUAGUUUCAUCUCAUCGUGUAUCUAUUUCAAGUCACAGCAGAGUGCUCCGACAAAAAAACAAGAUUGUUUGUAAACCAUGCAAGCGGGCCUUUCUUUUCUUCGUUAUGUAUAGAGUCUACCCUAAAGUAGUUUAAUUAAAUUAAAAUACAAGGUGAUGAUAACAAAUUUCACAGAACCAUAGAAUCCUGACUCGGGCCAUAUAAUUCUGAAUUUAACUUAUAACAUCAGUGCAAAGCAUUGCCAGCUGCCAUUAACUUCAAAAACCAGCGCAGCCUCGCGACGCUAAAUGAAUCCAUACAAACCCUGAAUCUUGCAAGCUGCAUUAGAAAACCUAACGAUAUCGAGGUAAUG
Oryza sativa Japonica Group (Japanese rice) is the source of this 1639-nucleotide messenger RNA. NCBI's taxonomy places the organism in Eukaryota, Viridiplantae, Streptophyta, Magnoliopsida, Poales, Poaceae. The record is from RefSeq and is a predicted model, not a curated record.